Molecule: messenger RNA, 1467 nt
Organism: Helicoverpa armigera (cotton bollworm)
Lineage: Eukaryota; Metazoa; Arthropoda; Insecta; Lepidoptera; Noctuidae
Product: serine protease snake
Exons: 10
Coding region: 221-1408 (395 amino acids)
Biological process (GO): proteolysis
Molecular function (GO): serine-type endopeptidase activity
Source: RefSeq, a predicted model, not a curated record
AGUAGCUUACCAACAGCGACAGAAUUUUUGAAAUCUUUACAGUAGUUUCCGAUAUUGGCCUUUGAGGUAAAAACAGUAAUUAUUUUUCCUGUUUAUAAUAACAUUGGUUUAGAUAAGAAGUUUCCCAUAUUCUGAUAGAUAAAACUUAAUAUUUAUAUAGAAUUAUGACACCAUCAGUGCAGUGUGAUCGUGGAGGCAUUGUCGAGCGCGUCUCGUCACUAUGUAUAAAUAUAUUGCUCUGUGUGUGUGUGUCUGCUUGGGCGGCGUCGCUGCACACCUUAACAAGGAAGAAGGAGCUCCUUGUGAGUGGGAUGGAGUCAGAGGGCAGUGCGUGAAGGAGACCAGAUGCUUCACCACGUUGGCCAGGCGAGGUGCUGACCACCCCGUUUGUUCGACUAAAGACAAUGUAAAGAUCGUCUGCUGUACUGAUUGCCAUUUAAUUAAUGACACUAGAAAUGUGGUGAUGACCCUUAGCGGGUAUGCGUUCAAGGAUGGCACUAAAGCGAGGGACAAUUGCCUAGAGUAUUUGAAGACUUUGCCCCAUCAUUGUCGAGAGGAAGGUUCCUACUCAGGAGUUUCCAAGAGUUAUGACGAGCAGCACAAAUGCCACACUGUAGGAAUCUGGGGGAUCGGAGGCUCUCCUAUCGGUGGAUACAUACCAGGAGCCGAGUACCCCCACCAGGCUUUGUUGGGUUAUGGUACUGAGCUGUCCAGUGCCCAAUGGACUGCAGGAGGAACGAUUAUCAGCGAAAGAUACAUCCUCACAGCAGCGCACUGUAGUCGCAGUUACAAUUAUAGGGGAGGUCCAUUGACAUUUGUGGCUUUGGACGUGAAAAGGCGCUCAGACCCCCCAUACUCCUGGCAGACCAACAGAGUGAAAAGGUUUAUCCCUUACCCGGAGUACAAGGUUCCUUCCACGUACCACGACAUCGCCUUGAUUGAGACCGAAACUUCGAUAAUAUUCAAUAAGAAUGUUCUGCCUGCAUGUUCUCUGUUCGCAUGUCUGCAUGUUGAAGAUGUGAACACUGGUACUGCUAAAGCCCUCACCUGGAGGGACGUCACAGGGACUGAUUAUUACCAAAUUGCUGACACCAUCCAGACGAUAAAUUUGGAGAAGUUUACCUACGAAGAAUGCAAUAAAACUUAUCAGACAAACAGGCGCUUGAAGAAUGGAAUUGAUAGCAACACUCAAAUGUGUUACGGAAGCCGAUCGCAGGCACCAGAAGCUUGUAUGGGUCUGUCAGGAGAGCCUCUGCUGGUCAGCAACCAGUUCUCUGACUGCAUCCACACGGUCAUCGGCGUGACGUCAUUCGGUGCUAGAUGUGGACGCGGCUAUCCAUCGUACCCGGAUGUGUUCAUCCGGGUGGCAUACUACAAGACCUGGAUUGAAAGCAUUGUGUGGGCAUAGUACUCUAAAGAGAACUUUUUGAAAAUAUUCCAGAAAUACACUUUCAUUUUCUUAUGAAA